AAUUCUUAACUGUGCCUCUGUCUCUCUUUUGCUCUUGCUCUCGAUCUAUCUCUGUCUCUUUCCCCACCCCUAAAGCAAGUGCAGGGAUUGUCUUAUUAUUAGUGACUUAUAAUGAUGCUUUUGAACAAGAAGAUGCUGGGUACUUUGGGUGACUAGUACCAUCCCACUGUUUUUCUUUUAAAUUCCUGACCUAUUGUUUACUAGUAUAUUCUUUUAUUCAAAUUUCUACUGACGCUGAAUGUUACUUGAGUAGAAAGUCUAAUUGCUUUCUUUUCUAGGUCCUUAAACUCUUUGCUAAUGUUUCAGUCUGAGAGUUCUCAAAGCCAGGGUUCUAGGAGAGUUUGGCAUGUCUGAACAGCUGAACUGCGAGAUAAUGGAGUAGGUCCAGCCGGGGUGUGGGAGCAGGGCAUUCUCUCCAUAAAAGAGCUCUCCUCUCUGCACACAUGGCCGGUUAAUUGGCCAUUCUGGGAAAGCAUGGAUGGGGAGGGGGGCUUCUGAGAAUCGCCGGUGACAGCUUUGCCAAGCCAGUUCCCCAAGUUGUCUCAUCUAAUAUCCCCCAGAAAACCCUGUGAGGUGCUCUGCUCUCCUGAGGUCCGGCCAUGCCUGUGUGCAAGGAAAACAGCUGAAGUUCGCCUGGAGGAAGAAGCAUGCAGAGUUCCCCUGGAGGAGGCGUGGCUCCCAGGUUGUCCCCUGUGGGCAGGCGGAUACUCCUGGCCUGCAGCUUUAUCCUUGCAGCAGCUUUGGGCCAGAUGAAUUUCACAGGUGACCAGGUUCUUCGAAUCCUGGCUAAAAAUGAGAAGCAGCUUUCACUUCUCAGGGAUCUGGAGGGCCUGAAGCCACAGAAGGUGGACUUCUGGCGCGGCCCAGCCAGGCCCAGCCUCCCUGUGGACAUGAGGGUUCCCUUCUCUGAAUUGAAAGACAUCAAAGCUUACCUGGAGUCUCACGGCCUUGCUUACAACGUCAUGAUAAAGGACAUCCAGGUGCUGCUGGACGAGGAGAGAGAAGCCAUGGCGAAAUCCCGCCGGUUGGAGCGAAGCACCAGUAGCUUCAGUUACUCCUCUUACCACACCCUGGAGGAGAUCUAUACCUGGAUUGACAACUUUGUAACUGAGCAUUCAGAUAUUGUCUCAAAACUUCAGAUUGGCCACAGCUUUGAAAAUCGGUCCAUCCUUGUUCUGAAGUUCAGCACUGGAGGUUCUCGGCGCCCGGCCAUCUGGAUUGAUUCUGGAAUCCAUUCCCGGGAGUGGAUCACCCAUGCCACCGGCAUCUGGAUUGCCAGGAAGAUUGUCAGUGAAUACGGCAAAGACCGCGUCGUAACAGAUGUACUGAAUGCCAUGGACAUCUUCUUGGAGAUCGUCUCUAAUCCCGAUGGGUUUGCUUAUACCCACAGCAUGAACCGCUUGUGGCGGAAGAACAAGUCCAGUAGACCGGGGAUCUUCUGCAUUGGUGUGGAUCUUAACAGGAACUGGAAGUCAGGCUUUGGAGGAAAUGGUUCUAACAACAACCCCUGCUCAGAGACUUAUCAUGGGCCCUCCCCUCAGUCAGAGCCAGAAGUGGCUGCCGUCGUGGACUUUAUCAUGUCCCAUGGGAACGUCAAGGCUCUGAUCUCCAUCCACAGCUACUCUCAGAUGCUCAUGUACCCCUAUGGCCACUCUCUGGAGCCUGUUUCAAACCAGGAGGAGUUGAUGUGGCCAGCGGGAUCACAGUCGACUGGGCCUAUGACAGUGGCAUCAAGUACUCCUUCAGCUUCGAGCUCCGGGACACAGGGCGCUAUGGCUUCCUGCUGCCCGCCGCGCAAAUCAUCCCCACGGCCCAGGAGACAUGGAUGGCCAUUCAGACCAUCAUGGUGCACACACUGCAUCAUCCCUACUGACAGCACUGCUGAGGGGAGAGCCAGAGGGGUAGUUUUCUUUUCUGAGGCCUGGGCUCCUCCUGAAACCCAAGUUAUGGAUCCCUUCCCCAUCCCUGCCCUGACUCCUUAGGAAAUAAAAACAAAUUUGAAGAGGC
Odocoileus virginianus texanus is the source of this 2007-nucleotide messenger RNA. RefSeq names its product carboxypeptidase A5 (gene CPA5). NCBI's taxonomy places the organism in Eukaryota, Metazoa, Chordata, Mammalia, Artiodactyla, Cervidae. Gene Ontology annotation, molecular function: zinc ion binding; metallocarboxypeptidase activity. Gene Ontology annotation, biological process: proteolysis. The record is from RefSeq and is a predicted model, not a curated record.